GACUUGACCGGUGGACGCGAACGCGGCCGUUUUUCGGCCAACGUAUUUCUCUCACCUUAGCCUUCGUCAGUCUUACUUCAACCGUGUCUUAGUGUGGUGUUAAUUUAGCAAUGGCUAAAGACGUGUUUGUUCUCGUGUGUGUUGCACUUUGUUUACAGCUUGCGUUAUGUCAGUUUGGAUUUUUCCCUCAACGCGAUGAUCGUCGCUUCAAUGUAUUCGGAGCUGUUCAGAAGAUUCUAGAAAACCCGCGGAGAACGCUACAAGCUGUCCUCAAUUUCGGACCCAAUAGAAAUAUUCAAAACAGACCAGGUAUCAUAAAUGAAUACUACGAAUACGGAAGACCCAAUUAUCCAAACUUCAAUCCUAACGAAUAUUAUUAUAAAAAUAUAAGAUAUCCUAACAGAGAUUUUAACAAUGGAAGAAACAUAGUAUUCGAACCUACAAACAAUCCAUUCCAAAAUAAUUAUCCAAAUCAAGGCUUCAAUAUAAGACCUAAUGAAGAAUACUUAAAUGUACCUAAUUUUGGAAACAAUAACAGUGAUAAUUCAAUCCCUUCCACAGAUACAAACGGGCAAAAUAUUAAUUUCGGUAACAAUAAUAAUCUUAAUAUUCCAACCUAUGGUUCCGAACAAAAUAACGGAAUACCGACUAUUCCACCGCCUGGAAUCGAAGAGAAUAAUAUAACACCUGCACCUCAGUUUGGAUCUAAUAAUGGAAUACCAGAAGUCCCACCACCUGGUUUAGAUAACAGUGGAAUACCAACAGUCCCACCACCUGGUGUCGAAGAGAAUAACGGAUUACCAAGUACUCCACUUUUCGGAUCGGAAAGUAACAACAAUGGAAUCCCAGAAAUCCCACCACCUGGUUUAGAUAACAACGGAAUACCAACAGUCCCGCCACCUGUUGUCGAAGAUAAUAAUGUAACACCUUCACCUCAGUUUGUAUCUGGAAAUGGGAAUAACGAAAUUCCAGAUGUCCCACCACCAGGACUCGAAAACAGUAACGGGAUACCGUUUUCACCUCCAUCAGGAUUCAAUGAUAAAAACCUGGGAAAUUCCGAAUCUUCUGUAACUGAGACUUCUUUGACGACACUAGCGCCAUUAACUCCCGUGCCAAAUACGGGAUCAAGAAAUAACUUUAAUUUCGGAAGCGAAGGAUUAUUCUUGGAGACAUGCCAAACGCCCGAAGGCGGGGAGGGAAGCUGUGUCAACGUGUAUCAGUGUGAGCCAUACCUUAAAUUGCUCAAAGACGCCCAAAGAACCCCUUCAGCGACACAGCUUUUGAGGAAAGCGCUUUGCGGAUUCGAUGGCAACAACCCUAAGGUGUGCUGCCCCAGACCGGGUAUCCCGACCGCUCUUCCGACACAAGCGCCAGUUACCCAAGCAACGCCCCCUACUACAGAGCCCCCGCGACCUUCCGGCAAGUCCUUAACUGAUGAGGACUUCGUUGACGCGUUCCCGGAGCCCCCAGUGUGUGGCACCAGUAGCGCGCAGUUCAGUAAAGUUGUAGGCGGUGUUAACGCUAAGUUGGGUGACUUCCCCUGGAUGGCACUAUUGGGGUACCUGUACCGCGGCGGACCGAGUGUGGAUUGGAAGUGCGGAGGCUCGCUCAUCACUUCGCGGCAUGUGCUCACAGCCGCUCACUGCAUUCAUGGAUUAGACAGCUUGUAUCUAGUCCGUCUUGGUGAAUUGGAUUUAGAGAGAGAAGAUGACGGAGCUGUACCUAUAGAUGUCCUCAUAAAGAAAAAGAUCGAACAUGAAAACUACAGCAGAAACUCUCUGACUAACGACAUCGGAGUCUUAAUCCUACAACAGGAUAUUACCUUUACAAAAUUGAUCCACCCGAUCUGUAUCCCAUUAGCUCCAGAGCUGAGAUCUAAUUCCUACGUCAACUACAACCCCUUGAUCGCCGGCUGGGGAAGUGUCUCAUAUCGUGGUCCGAGCGCUAGUCACCUGCAGGCGCUGCAACUGCCAGUUGUGAGCAAUGAAUACUGCGCACGCGCGUACUCCGCCUACAAAGAGCAGACCAUAGACGAGCGCGUGCUCUGCGCCGGGUACGAGAGCGGCGGACGAGACUCCUGUCAGGGUGACAGCGGGGGACCGCUCAUGCAACCAAUUUGGAACUCGAAGAACUUCACAACAUCAAUGUAUCAGAUCGGAGUAGUGUCGUAUGGCAAACAAUGUGCGCAGGCGGGAUUCCCCGGAGUAUACACUCGUCUCACACACUUCAUACCCUGGGUACAGGAAAAAGUACUUGGGAAAAGCUCUUAACACCCUUAUUCCACUAAGAACUACCCACAUUAAGACCCUCUGCCACUAAGAAACUAAGCAAUUAUUACUUAGUAAAUCGCGACUGCGCCAGUGAAAGUGAUCGCAACCAGUCGUGCUAGUGGAAACGAGGUUUAACGGUUGUGAAUUGUGAUAAGACUUUAAUUUAUAAA
This is a messenger RNA of Papilio machaon (common yellow swallowtail), 2440 nucleotides long. RefSeq names its product venom serine protease Bi-VSP (gene CLIP4). Gene Ontology annotation, biological process: proteolysis. Gene Ontology annotation, molecular function: serine-type endopeptidase activity. The transcript has 9 exons. Bases 111 to 2270 code for a protein of 719 amino acids. The record is from RefSeq and is a predicted model, not a curated record. NCBI's taxonomy places the organism in Eukaryota, Metazoa, Arthropoda, Insecta, Lepidoptera, Papilionidae.